This is a messenger RNA of Cuscuta epithymum, 4582 nucleotides long. Lineage: Eukaryota; Viridiplantae; Streptophyta; Magnoliopsida; Solanales; Convolvulaceae. The record is from the annotation of a GenBank genome assembly.
AAAUUAUCUGUGGAGUGGCGCUUAAAAGUCUCCACCCGUGGAAGACCCUCCUCUAGCCAGUAGCCAUUUCAUACUCCAAGAUUUCCCGCUCGGCCGCUCCGUGCAUGGCUUCAUCCUCCAUUUCUCUGCAAAAUUUCGACGACGACGAUGGAUUUGACUGGGAAGCUGCUGUGAGGGAGAUCGACGUGGCUUGUGAGGCCACAGCGGCUGCUGUCUCCGUCGACGAGACUUUGUCUUCUUCUUCCCGUGGCGUUUCGACAUCCGCCCCAAUCAAGAAAACGCUUACAAAACCCAAUGGUGGUGCUCCUGCUUCUGCCAGGCAGUCGACGCUGGAUAAAUUUCUGGAAUUUUCCCCUAAGGCUAAGAAUGCGGAGCCCAGUCCCCACUGUUCCAACCCUUUUGGAAUUCUAAAUGAGAAAGAUUUUGAUAACGAGGGUGAUGAAAGGGUUUGCUUUGUUCCACUCGAUUUAGAGGCCGCGAAGACUUGGAUUUAUCCAGCAAACCUUCCCCGUCGGGAUUAUCAAUUCGAAAUUACGAGGACCGCACUAUUUUCCAAUACUUUGGUGGCACUACCCACUGGACUCGGAAAAACAUUCAUUGCUGCUGUUGUAAUGUACAAUUAUUUCAGGUGGUUUCCAGAAGGAAAAAUUGUUUUUGCAGCUCCGUCUAAGCCACUUGUUAUGCAACAAAUUGAAGCAUGCCAUAACAUUGUAGAUAUACCGCAGGAGUAUGCUAUUGAUCUUACAGGUCAAACCAGUCCCACUAGAAGAAAAAGCUUUUGGAAAGAAAAACGAGUUUUCUUUGUUACUCCGCAAGUGCUGGAGAGGGACAUCCUUUCUGGUAUAUGCAUGGUGAAACAUCUAGUUUGCUUGGUGAUUGAUGAGGCUCAUCGUGCUACUGGGAAUUACUCUUAUUGUGUAGUGGUUCGUGAGUUGAUGGCUGUUCCUGUACAACUCAGAAUUCUGGCUUUAAGUGCAACACCAGGAUGAUGUCCAGCAUAUUAUUGAUAAUUUACAAAUAAGUACACUAGAAUAUCGUGAUGAAAAUGACCGAGAUGUGCUCCCUCAUGUGCAUGACCGGAAGAUAGAACAUGUAAAGGUUGCCAUGGGACAAGAUGCUGAUGAAAUCAAUAAUCUGCUGUCAGAUGUAAUAAGGCCAUUUGCUGGACGGCUUUCUGCGUUUGGAUUACUUCAGAAUAGAGAUUUUCAGAGAUUCAACCCAUGUGACAUACUUGAUGCACGUGCCAGAUUUCGUAGAGAUCCACCAAAGGACAUUCCUCAAGUAAAGUAUGGAGAUGUGGAAGGAUACUUUGGAGUCCUUUUGACACUUUAUCAUGUUCGGAAGCUACUCUCGAGCCAUGGAAUAAGGCCUGCAUUUGAGAUGCUUGAUGAAAAGCUGCGACAGGGGCAGUUUGCUCGACUAGUGAGUAGAAACGAAGAUCUUUUGAAAGCAAAACUUCUAAUGCAGAAAACUGUAGAUCACGGAGCUUCUAAUCCAAAACUGUCAAAAAUGCUGGAAAUACUAAUUGAUCAUUUCAGUAUGCAUCUUGGGCAUUGAUUCCUGUUUAUUAAUAAUCCAUUUCUCUUAAUUUUUGUUGACUACUUAUUGUGCAUUGCUUUAUAUUAUCAUGUACUAAUAUAUUGAUAGGGACAUGGACCGCCAAUAUGAAUAAUAAUAAUAGUAGUAUUAUACUCAGGAGUGUGUUAUUGUAUAAAUAAGGGUUUGGGCUAGGUACUAGUUGGCUUGGGCCAGCCCAAAAGGGAAUUUACUAUAAAUAGAAGUGGGAGUAGAGUAAUAAAGGUAGGCAGAAAUUGGGACUGGGACUGGGACUUUGGGAGUCGGAAACGACUUGGGAAUUGUAUUCUUUUAUCUCGGUUAAACAAUAAAUUUUGGUCAUUGAUCUUCAUCGCCAUUUUUAGUUCAGAAUUACUGUUGAAUUAUCGAUACCCUAACAUUGGUAUCAGAGCUGACGAUCGGGGUACCUGUUUAUGGUUGCUACGAGAAGAAAGAUGAAUGAACGAUUGGAAAACUUGGAGCGAGAAUUGGCGCGACAAUCUGCAGAGAUUGAGCGCGAGUUGGCAAGGCACCGCGAAGAGGCCAGAAUAAGGAGUGAGGAGGCUCGCGAGGAAGCCAGGAUGAGGAGCGAGGAAGCCAAACGUGACCUCGAGGACAUUCGCGAGCUGUUGAGAAGAAAACAUCGCCACCAUUCCCGCGGACGAUCAACGAACUCCAAAACGAGUGCCAGGCAGGGGAGCAGUGACUCUCGAUCAGUCUCAGGUAGUCAUCGAUCUACUUCUUCUAGGCCUAUCGAUAAUCAUCGUAGUUGGAUGGAGAAGUCUGGAAGGAAAGUUGACUUGCCCCUUUUCAAUGGAAAUGAUGCGUAUGGAUGGACUAUUAAGGUGGAACGUUUUUUUAAAUUGAACCAAAUUGAUGAUGAGGAGAAAGUUGAUCUAGUAACUCUGGCCAUGGAGGGAAGGGCUUUAAACUGGUAUCAUUGGUGGGAGGAACAUUCGAAUGUGAGAACUUGGGAUCUGUUUAAGGGGGCCUUGUUGCAGAGAUUUGAACCAGGAUUGGAUCAGGAUCCAUAUGGUCCAUUAUUAAAUCUUAAGCAAACUGGAAGUGUUAUGGAGUAUAGAGAUGAAUUUGAAUUGGUGUCAGCACCAUUAAAAAAUACUGAUGUGCAAAUGCUCAAGGGGAUUUUUAUGAAGGGAUUGAAGCCAGAGGUUAAGGCUGAAUUGAAGAAGAAUCCUGUAAGAACUUUGACAGAGGUCAUGAAUAAGGCCUUGAGGAUAGAAGAGAGUAAUAGUAUCCUCAGUUCCAGCAGGUACAGGGAAGAUGAUAGAAGGGGAACAAAGGGGACUACUACAGCCCAACCUCAAAGAUGGUUGAAUGAGAAUCAGUGGAAGAAUAGCCUCACCAAUCAGUCUGGAUCUGAGAAAUCUAACUGGGAGAAAAGCAAUGAGAUAGGAAAUAAAGGUGCAGGGAUAAGGGGAACACAGAGGUUGACACAGUCUGAGCUGCAGGAGUUGAGUAGAAAAGGUCUUUGCUUCAAAUGUGGGGAGAAAUGGGGAAAAGACCAUAUCUGCCAGAUGAAACACUUCCAAAUUAUCAUGUUAGAUGACUCGGAGGAGGAGGAAGAGCAAAGGGACAACUAUCCAGAACCUGUAUCUAUGAUGGAGGACAAUGAUAUCUCAAAAAUGCAACUGUCAUUACUGUGUAAAGAAGGAUUGACUACUCCCAGGACUUUCAAGUUGAGAGGAGAAAUUCAGGGCCAAAUGGGAAGCAAGGAAAUAGUCAUAUUAAUUGAUUGUGGGGCUACCCACAAUUUCAUAUCUCCUAAGAUAGUUCAAGCAGCAAACCUACCUACCUUACAGAUCCCAGAAUUUGAGGUUACGAUAGGAAAUGGAGACAUAAUCAGAAACAAUGGGAAAUGUGAAGCUGUGUGUCUUAACAUACCACAAUCUACCAUCACUCAAGACUUUUAUGUCUUAGAAUUGGGGGAAAAUGAGAUGGUUUUGGGUCUGGAAUGGUUAGCAAGCUUGGGAAAUGUUGAAUUUAAUUUCAACCAGCUCACCAUUACAUGGAAGGAAAAGGGAGUAGUCAGGAAGCUUCAAGGAGAUGCCUAUAGCAGCAGACACCAAGUUCCUUUCAAUUCUAUCACUCAAAAGAUUCAAGCAAGUGGAGAAGGAUUCUGCCUGUUCAAUUCUGCAAGGAUUGAAUCUAAGAUGGAAAAGGAAACAGCCAACCCAGGGAUGAAGGAAAGGCUCACUGAAAUUGCUGAUAAUAAGGGCAUUAUUGAACACCAGUGGAACCCAAUCCCGGUAGGCAUGGACUUCAUGAAUAAAGCUGUGGUAAGGGUGAAUAGGUUGACUGAGCAAACAGUUGAGAAUUAUAAGGAAGAACUUGGUAAGCAGGUUGCUGUUGCUCUCUAUGAGACAGCAUGUUGUGCCCUGGCUUCCAUAGAUGGUGAAGGGAUCAUGUUUGUUGCUGGGAAUAUUAGAGACAAAUGCUUACUGAAAAGUUUCAAGUAUGAUUGGAUUCAUGGUCUUGAUCAAGCUGAGGUCAAUUCUUUUGAAAAGAUGUGGGAACAAGAGCAAAGACAUCAUCAGGAGUUACAGACAUGGGGAGAAUUUUACAACACCAGGGUGCAAUAUGCCACCCUGCCUUUAUUUUUGCUCUUUCUGACUGAGAAGAACUGGAAAAUGAAGAGUCAAGUACCAAAGCCGAAGGUACAGAAUUCAGCAAUGUACUGGGAAGGAAGGGGUGCUAGGAUGAAGAUGAAGUGGAAGAUCAAGGCUGUCUCUUAUCACCCACCUUGAGGACAAGGUGGUUGUUCAAGGGGGGAGAUAUGAUAGGGACAUGGACCGCCAAUAUGAAUAAUAAUAAUAGUAGUAUUAUACUCAGGAGUGUGUUAUUGUAUAAAUAAGGGUUUGGGCUAGGUACUAGUUGGCUUGGGCCAGCCCAAAAGGGAAUUUACUAUAAAUAGAAGUGGGAGUAGAGUAAUAAAGGUAGGCAGAAAUUGGGACUGGGACUGGGACUUUGGGAGUCGGAAACGACUUGGGAAUUGUAUUCUUAUAUCUCG